CUGCUGAACGCCUCGGCUCUUUCUGCAAAAGAUGGAUGACCCGCGUUCAAAGUAACGGCACGGCCGGGAAGAUGAACGGCGCGCUGGAGCAUUCGGACCAACCGGACCCGGACGCCAUCAAGAUGUUUGUGGGCCAGAUUCCGCGCUCCUGGUCAGAGAAGGAGCUGAAGGAGCUGUUUGAGCCGUACGGAGCCGUUUACCAGAUCAACAUCCUCCGAGAUCGCAGCCAGAACCCUCCACAGAGCAAAGGUACCACCACACACACACACACACACAUGGUCUCACAGGAACCUGCUUCUAAUGUUGGGUCUGAAAAUGUAAACGCUUCAAAAGCAACGAUUGAGAUUCUGAGACACAAGGGUGUCCAAACAUAAGAAUUGGGGUCUGAGUCCACUGAGUCUUGAAUCAACAGUGUUUGAGUCCCAGACUUCCUGAUUUG
Molecule: messenger RNA, 439 nt
Organism: Solea senegalensis (Senegalese sole)
Lineage: Eukaryota; Metazoa; Chordata; Actinopteri; Pleuronectiformes; Soleidae
Product: CUGBP Elav-like family member 2
Exons: 2
Coding region: 36-374 (112 amino acids)
Molecular function (GO): RNA binding
Source: RefSeq, a predicted model, not a curated record